This is a messenger RNA of Aspergillus sclerotioniger CBS 115572, 1249 nucleotides long. RefSeq lists its product as uncharacterized. Gene Ontology annotation, biological process: vacuolar proton-transporting V-type ATPase complex assembly. NCBI's taxonomy places the organism in Eukaryota, Fungi, Ascomycota, Eurotiomycetes, Eurotiales, Aspergillaceae. The coding region runs from base 294 to 1067 and encodes 257 amino acids. The record is from RefSeq and is a predicted model, not a curated record. Gene Ontology annotation, cellular component: extrinsic component of endoplasmic reticulum membrane; Vma12-Vma22 assembly complex. The transcript has 3 exons.
GAUCCAGCAGGCGGAAGCGAGCAAGAAAAACGGAGACUUCCGGACGGGGAUGCAGGCGGAGUGUUGAAGAGACAGUCGCAGGCAGGCCCGGGAAAUUCUUUUGCUUUUGGCUCUCGGAGGCGCGAUGACGGAGUUAUCGGACUCACCGGCCGACCUCCACGGGGGAUCUCCCUCUCCUCUCGGCUUCCACCAUGCUCCGCUCUUCCUCAACAACCACGGUUGAAGCUUGUUCCUAUCCUAGAGGGAGCGUCAUUGUACUUCGGAUCGAACGCUGAUCCCAUCUUCAAGUCCCAAUGGCGCAAAUCCCCACUCCGCCUGCCUCCCGCUCUGCUUCGCCAGCUCCGGAUGCUGAGCCGAAGCAGGCUCCUGUAGCAGAGUCCCCGGUGGAUUUGCUACAGUCUUUGGACAAUCUAUUGGAACGAUAUCUGCGCCUUCUGGAUCAGCAUCAGAAGCUGCAAGCCGAACUAGGUUCGAAGCUCUCCUCAGGAUAUUUCUCUCUCGCCCAAGCCAACUACACUUGUCCACCUGGUCGGCACUAUGGCGCGGACUACUAUGACGAACGCAUGAAAGCGACUAAGAGAGUGUCUCUACAACUUCCUACCAAUCUUGCUGAAGAAAGCUAUGCGACAGAAGCUGAGAACUUACCAGAGGCUGAUACCAAGGACAGCAAUUUCAAAUCUAUUUUUGAGAUCGAAACAGUUACCGUGCGACACACAGAGGAUGAAUCCGAGAUCGACGAUAAGAUUGAAUCAGAUACUGGUCCGUCUCAGGAAGAUCAUUCGGGACGCGAAGAGAGCAACAGCCAAAGUGGCGAAUCCCCGGCCACGCCAAAGCCCCAAACGGAAGGGGAUACAGAUGCGAAGCCUAAGCGAUCGAAAAAGAAGUUCCGUUCUUCGAACCCUAUCCAUUGGUACGGAAUCUUGGUGCCCCCUUAUCUUCGCAGCGCCCAGAAGUCCUUCACCGAAGCCGUUGAGGGUCGCUUGCCCCAGCUGGCUAGUGUCAUAGUUGAGAUGCGAAUCGUGGAGAAGGAAGUCGAGCGAGUGCGAAGUGAACUGGGCCAGAUAUAGUGAUGUAAUCUGGUGUUUGCAGAGUUGUUGUCUGGGCCACCAUGCGCUAGGAGUAAUGUUAUCAGUGACAGAAAGACCAAAAUAUGUGCCUCAGGCCAUCAGUAUCUAUAGUGGGUUAUAGAUUAUAGGCAUGUAGAUAGAGUAUAGAGUACGGACAUGGAAGCUACGGCACUUGAUAAGCC